UUGAUGAGUUGACCCUGUGAUGACGUCACAGCUUAUGCAAAUUAAGUUUCGCACCCACUACUACGCGUGCGCACCGGGAAAUUUGCUAAGGCACCUUCACUUCCGGGUUGGCACUACAAGACUUCGCGUCCCACUUUUACGCUGGCUCAGUCUUAAAAUCAGCUUUCUUGAACAAUCUUAAGACAUUUAAGAGAUCCUAGAUGGCCAAGAGUAUCCUCUUAACCUAUAUCUUCUGGCUGAUCGGCGGAUUUCUUGGCCUGCACCAUUUUUACCUGAGAAGAGAUCGACAAGCUUUUGUGUGGUGGUGCACCUUUGGUGGUAUCUUUGGUUUAGGUUGGUUUCGGGACUUAUGGAGGAUCCCUGAUUACGUGGGUUUUGCGAAUGGCUAUGGAGACAAAUACCAGGUGGUGGAGAACAGGAGACGAAACAAGCUGAGACCGAUCUUCAAUGUCGCACGGUUCGGAGGUGAAAUGGCCCUGGGGAUGUAUUUUGGCUUCAUGGCCAUGCUAGCCAUUCCUGAAGAAACGUACCAAGAGGGAAGUCUCGCGCUGAGAGCUCUGUGCUACGGUAUCGUAACCAUGGCAACAAUCACCGGCGCCCACAUCGUGGCCAACAUCGGAGAAGAGACCGUGGAGCUCGGCGACAUUCUGUCAUACGCGAGCAUCCCCGCCAUUUUCAUGUUCGGCAAAGCUGCUGAAAACGCGCCCACGUGGAUUGCGGUUGGCGCCGCGGUCGGUUGUAUGUAUAAAAGCAAGUACAGGCCGCGGUCAGAACCAAAAAAGGGGCUGUGUCGACGUCUUACAUCGUUAACGCUCGCGGGUAUGAUCAUUUUCGCAGUCUGGGGGUCUUUCCUGUACCACAACGCGUCCGUCACAACAAGCGAUGGGGAGACGAUCAAAUUGCGAGACUCUGUCGAUAACUUCUUCACAUCGCCGGCCUGGCUCCAGUUUAAGAAGAACCUGUGGGAGCUGUAUGACUACGGACAGACUCACGGAUGGGACAAGGUCUGGCAGCAGUUUGUGGAGUCUUUAGACCCUACAGGAGAAGCUAAUGCACUACAGGUACUUGGAGUAGAUAAGAAUGCGAGUCAGGAAGAGAUCACCAAACGUUACCGGAAGCUGGCACGGGAAUGGCACCCAGACAGACACAAGGAGAACAAGGAGGAGGCUCAGGAGAAAUUCAUGGAGAUACAGAAAGCUUACGAGACUCUGUCAACCAUCAAGAAGAAGCGAGAGAGAAAAAGUUCUCAGAAACGUUCCAACGCUGAUGACUUCGACCACAGGUUCUAGUAAUACUAUACUACAGGACAGUACACACGUUUUUAAGUUGUCUUCUUGUCAAAUGUUUUCCUUCAUGAUAUAUCAUACAGUAUGCUAAGAUCACCACAUUGACAAAAUAAUGGAUUUAUAGAGAUUUACUAUUUAAAGAAAGCAUUCAAUUUGGUAAUUCCAGAGGUACUUCUGAUAUCUAGCUUUCAGACAUUCUUGUGACGGCCUGUCCCAUUUUUUAUUGGUCAUGGUGCAGAGAUUUGUGACCGUAUACAUGUAAUUUGUCAGCGUAAAAAAAUUGAGAAAUGACAAUCAGGUGAUGAAUCAAACAUAUCAUGUGCACAUAUCAUUUACCAAAUUGGAAGAUUUUUCUACAACUCUGAUCAAGACUCUUCGUGCAGAACAAAAUGCUGCUAAUAGAUGUACUGGUAACAGUGAUUUUCUGCACAUAAACACUGCAGUUUCUUCUCAAUGUCC
This is a messenger RNA of Branchiostoma belcheri (Belcher's lancelet), 1745 nucleotides long. Its product is annotated as dnaJ homolog subfamily C member 22-like. The record is from RefSeq and is a predicted model, not a curated record. The transcript has 5 exons. Gene Ontology annotation, biological process: endocytosis. Bases 201 to 1289 code for a protein of 362 amino acids. NCBI's taxonomy places the organism in Eukaryota, Metazoa, Chordata, Leptocardii, Amphioxiformes, Branchiostomatidae. Gene Ontology annotation, cellular component: plasma membrane; early endosome.